Molecule: messenger RNA, 1674 nt
Organism: Entrophospora sp. SA101
Lineage: Eukaryota; Fungi; Glomeromycota; Glomeromycetes; Entrophosporales; Entrophosporaceae
Source: the annotation of a GenBank genome assembly
AUGAGUAACGAUUCACAAUUAAGAUCUAGAUUUGGUUCUGAAAUAUUUCAAGUACCACAUACUGUAGAAAUGUUAACAUCGGUCUUUGAUCCAAAAUGUAAAAAAUCUUUAUUUGAUUACAUCACCUUUUCAGUAAUUGGUUUUCAAAUGUUGCUAUUUUUUGUACUUCCAUCAUCAAGCAAAAAAUGGACUUUCUUUUUUCUUUUUGCUUUUUGGAGAAGUGCAUAUAAUGUGGGAUUGGGUUAUCUAUUAAAAUAUCAGAGUGAUAAGCGUGGAUUGGUUAUUUGGGCAAAACGUAAUAAGAUUUUUAACAAAGAAAACUCGAAAUGGUAUUCCCUCCUCAAGAAAGAAUUAAGUACAAAAAUGGGUGAUGAUUAUGAUUUUGAUAGAGUUCCUUUGGAGUUUAAUACUUGGCUUCUAUUUCGACAAUUAGUUGAUUUAAUUCUUCUUAAUGAUUUUACUUCAUACAUUUUCUUUGCUCUUUCAAACUUUGGCAUUCCAGAAAAUUCAGGGAUUUUUAUUAACUUGUUACGCUGGAUAGGUGGUUUUUUCUUAUUAUGGUUUAACAUUUGGGUAAAAGCUGAUGCUCACCGUGUAGUCAAAGAUUUUGCUUGGUAUUGGGGUGAUUUCUUUUUCCUUAUUGAUCAAUCACUCACCUUUGAUGGUGUAUUUGAAAUGGCACCACAUCCCAUGUAUUCUGUUGGUUAUAUUGGUUAUUAUGGUAUUUCUAUGAUUACGGCAAGUUACACUGUGCUGUUUGUAAGCUUAGCAGCUCAUGCAGCACAAUUUGCAUUCUUAACCAUUGUAGAAAAUCCUCACAUUGAUAAAACGUACAAUCCACUGGUGUCACUUAACGCUAAACUUUCAAAAUCAUUAUUGACAGAAAAACAUGAAUCAAAUAUUAUUUUAGACAAAGAUAGUGCUAAUGGUGCAGGAAAAUCUACAUUAUUAAUGAUCUUGGCUGGUAAAAGAAUGGUAAGAAGUAAAGUUCUUGUACUUGGGAGAGAUUCAUUUAAUGAUCCAGUUCCAGGGAUUAGAUAUUUAGGAACAGAGUGGGCAAAUAAUCCAACAGUAAAAGGUGAUGUAAUGGUAUCAACAUUAUUAUCAAAUAUGAAUGGUGACAAAUAUCCUGAAAGAAGAGAUGAAUUAGUUGGAAUUAUGGAUAUUAAUCCUAAAUGGCGUAUGCAUCAAUUAUCAGAUGGACAACGUCGUAGAGUGCAAUUAGUGUUGGGGUUGAUUGAACCUUGGAAUAUUUUAUUAAUGGAUGAAGUGACUGUUGAUCUUGAUGUUUUGGUUAGAUCUGAUUUGUUAAGAUUUUUAAGAAAGGAAUCAGAAACUAGAAAAGCUACUAUUGUAAGGUUGGGUGAUUGGCCAUCUCAUAUAGCUCAUAUGAAAGAUGGAGCAAUUAUAACAUUUCAUAAAAAAUUAUCACCUGGAAUCAUAUCACUCCUUCGUAGAAAUAUGGUUUCACCAUUGUUAAAAGUUGUAGAACAAUGGUUAAGAGAAGAUUUUUUAGAGUUGAAGAAAAGACGUGAAUUAGAAAAACAAAAAAUAGAAAAUGAAAGAGAUAAAGUUUUAUUAGGUGAAGAAAAUCCAAAAACAAAAUGGGAUAGAUUAAGCGAAGAUGCUAAUACUCAUGGUGAUAAAUAUUAUAAUUACUGGAAUAAAAAUUAG